Polyodon spathula (Mississippi paddlefish) is the source of this 3802-nucleotide messenger RNA. RefSeq names its product E3 SUMO-protein ligase ZBED1-like. The coding region runs from base 136 to 2211 and encodes 691 amino acids. NCBI's taxonomy places the organism in Eukaryota, Metazoa, Chordata, Actinopteri, Acipenseriformes, Polyodontidae. Gene Ontology annotation, molecular function: protein dimerization activity; DNA binding. The record is from RefSeq and is a predicted model, not a curated record. The transcript is spliced from 2 exons. Gene Ontology annotation, cellular component: nucleus. Gene Ontology annotation, biological process: regulation of transcription by RNA polymerase II.
GUCAUUCCAAUGUUGAAGGUCUAUUACAUCGGCUUAAAGGUGCUUCUGUAUCAGCUUUUCAACAAAUCAUUCCUACUACCAGGUACUCAUUAAUGAGUGAAGGUUCAUAAGGGAAACCGUGUGGCCUCCGAAGCAAUGGAGAAUAAAGGCUCAGAAGGUUCUUCGGCUGACCUCAAAUUGGUUGCUCACCCAAGAGCAAAAAGUAAGGUAUGGAGGUACUUUGGGUUUGACACUGAUGCUGAAGGGUGUAUAUUACAGUGGAAGAAAAUAUACUGCCGGAUAUGCAUGGUCCAAAUUGCUUAUUCUGGAAACACGUCCAACCUUUCCUACCACCUGGAAAAGAACCACCCAGAUGAGUUCUGCGAAUUUGUGAAAAGCAACACGGAGCAGAUGAGGGAAGCUUUUGCAACAGCUUUUUCUAAAUUGAAGCCGGAAGCAUCGCAACAUUUUGUGCAGGACACCUUAAACAUGAAGCCAAACUAUGCUUAUGAGAACAGAAAACACCAGGAUCUGACUGCUGCCGUAGUUAGCUUCAUCUGUGAGGGGAUGUAUCCGGCGUCGGUUGUAGAUGAACCGACUUUUAGGGCCCUUCUAAAAACUGCUGACCCAAGGUACGAGCUUCCGAGCAGGAAUUAUUUGUCGACCAAAGCAAUUCCUGAAAAGUACUAUUUAGUUAAAGAAGCUGUAUUUAAGGAACUUGCUGACGUGGUAUGUUGUGGUAUUUCUGCAGACUUGUGGAAAAGUCAGAACCAAAACAGGACUUACGUGUCUCUUGCUGCUCACUUUAUAAAUAACUGCAGUAUGAAUAACGCCACGUUAACCACCAGGUGCUUGAAAACCUUUGAAGUACCAGAAGACAAUACUGCAGAAAACAUCACACGUGCACUUUACGAGGCCUUUGUUGAGUGGGGCAUCAAUGACAAAGUCUUUGGUGCCACUACAAAUUGCUCUGCAGACAUUAUGAAAGCUUGCUCCCUUCUAGACCUUCCUGUUCACAUGCCUUGCUUUGGGCAUACCGUCAACCAUGGAAUAAAUCAAGCAUUUCAACUUCCUAAGCUCAGUGUCUUUUUAGGCCGUUGUAGGAAACUGGUUGAAUACUUUCAACAGUCCACAGUAGCCAUGUACAUGCUGAGAGAAAAGCAGAAGCAGCAAAGAAUACCACAGUGCAUGCCGAUAAGUGACAGAGUAACUUGGUGGGUGAGCACCCUUGCUAUGCUCCAACGUCUAAAGGAGCAGCAGUUUGUUAUUUCAUCUGUCCUUGUCGAAGACAGCAACAAUCAUCACCUGAUGCUUGAAGCAAUGGAGUGGAACACUGUUGAUGGUCUCGUAGACUUGUUGCAGCCCUUCAAACAAGCAGCGGACAUGAUUACUGCCUGCAAAUAUCCAGCAAUCAGCAUGGUGAAACCUCUCCUGCAUAUGCUUUUAAACACAACAUUAAAAGCUAAAGAUAGUGAUCUCAAGGAAAUCAGCACGGCAAAGGAGGUAAUAGCCAAAGAGUUAUCCUCCACAUACCAGCAGACACCUGAGGUUGAUAUGUUCCUGAAUGUGGCAACAUUUAUAGACCCCCGUUACAAAAAACUCCCCUUCCUUUCCCCCUUUGAACGAGCCCAGGUUGAGACCAGAGUCAUUGACGAAGCUAAGGCUUUGUUAGAAAAAUGGAAAGAGAGUUCAAGGCCAGAAGACCCACCUUUCUCUGAUGAACCCCCUUAUAAAAGACAAUCAACUUCCACCCCACCACCUACAAGCAAUGCCAGCAACAUGCUGUCUGUAAUUUUCAGCCAAACAGGUGCAGAUGAAAACCAAGAGGAACUGCACGCUCAGGUGAUGGAGGAGUUGAGUAACUUUAAAUCCCAAAAAGUCCUCGGACUCAAUGAGGAUCCCCUCAGGUGGUGGUCUGACCGGUUGGCCUUAUUCCCGAUCCUGCCAAAGUUACUGCAGAAGUACUGGUGUGUUCCAGCAACAAGUGUGUAUCCUGAACGGCUGUUUAGUUCUUCAGGGAAUGUGCUGAGGGGAAAAAGAAAUCGCCUUGCCCCAGCUCAUGUGGACCAGCAGGUCUUUCUGUAUGAAAACACACGUACUGGCUACGAAGCAGAGCCCAUGGAUGAAGAUGAGGGAGAGUGGGGCAUAGAACAUGAUCAAGCAUUAAGUGUAGGUGAUACACUUGGCAUGCAGACUAACAUGAUUAACACAAAAGAGACUGGCUUCUAUUGAAUGUCAACUUUAAAUGCUUUUUAGUCAUUGGAAGUCAGUUGGACCUUUUCAGUUCAUGUAUAUACUUUUUUUUUUUUUUAACCAAAGGAUCAAUCACUGCUUUUGUAGUAUAUUAAAUACUACAAUGUUAAUGACUACAAUGUUAUAUCGACUAAAAAAGAAAAUAUGUCAUUGUAUCAGAUUCUGUAAAUAACAGUUGGACCUUGCAUUGUUUGAGUGGGAAUUGAAUGUAGUAGCUUGCCCUAUAUGAAAGCAUAUACUGCACAAUAGUCAUAGCCUUGAAGUCAGGUAUAGCUGUGUCAGGGCAGGGUUCUGGAUGUUCUUCUCCAACUUGAUCGGACAUUUGUAAACUCUCGUCUGGACUCUCGACAUGCCAGAUAUGAGUCUCAAAAGCAUUUUCCCGGACAGUUCCACAGUGGAAAUUUGAGAGAACUCAUUACGUCAAAUGCAGAAGUACCUACAAUUGUUGAGAACAUGAAAACACAAUUGACUGGUGAAAGGAAACUAAUAUAAUGUCUGUAAAUUAGAGCGCACAAUAACAAUUGAUGUGUUAGUGUUUUUCCUUUAUUAGUUCCAGUAAUCAAAAGUCACAUUUACAGCAUAAUCAUUGUCAUUAGGCACAAUAAUAAGACCACUAGUUAUUAGCAGAAAUUAGUUAUUGAUCAGUUGCCAGUUUCUGGGAGGGGAUCAGACAAGACGCUGGUGUGUAUUCAAAGAGGAUCUUGAAUGCUUCUCAAAUGCCUAUCUUAUAUCUUGUCUAAUUGUGUGUGAAGCUAAACCUUGUUUUUGCUAGCUAGCUUCUUUGUGUCAGAAGUGUUCCAACCAAGAACAGUCAAGUUGCCACACCCCAUUCAGUUUCUUGUUCAUCUUGUAGCUGUGCUAAGCACAGUGUACUCCUAAUAUUUGUUUGACCCUUCAUUGUCCAUACAGCGGGGUCUCACUUGUUCCUGGGAAGAUGUUUUAUUUGAUAUACUUUUUUUAACUAAUGUUUUUAUAUGGUUGAUCCUUUUGUGUUAACAGAAAUAAAAUAAAAUUCUAAAAUUAAGACAUACUAUUACAUCAAACUUGUAGCACUGCUAUAGCCACAUUAUUGAAAUUAGAAGACUACCAUUAUAUGGUAGUAAACCUUGCUAUAUCUACAAAAGUGUUGCUUUCUUGCAAGCUGUUUACUCCUGUAUACUAUUUGCUGUAUUUAUCAAAACCUAACUUGUAUAUGGAUUGCCCAGAAUAAAGGUAGAGAACAGCUCAAAGCAUAUGACAUGUUGAAUAGCUUCCAGGUGUGUGUAAUGGCUAGUCCCCCUUAGCCCUGCACAGCACUGCCUAGUACUUAAAAAACAAAGAGCCAGAUAGAUUCUCACAGCAUCUUACUCAAAAUACUUCUCAAAGGAAAACAUUUACCCAGUAAAGGUACAAAAUUAUUUUAUGAAACAGUUUUAGGCACUUGAAGUAGUGUGAAGUUGUCUCUUACUAGAUUUAUAAUUGGAAGUGUUGUUCCCUUUCAGUCUCGAAAUGUCAGCCAUUACGAGUUGUGCCAACGGUUGCUAGGUCUGCUGGCCACAGCCUCCUCUGUCCUCCCUCUCUGUCUCCUCCA